UUUUGUACUGAGACAAAUUGUUCUUGAAUUUCAGCCGUAAUGGAUGAAAACAAUGAGGACGAAGAACUGAAUGAAGCGGAGGAGAAACACCAUCCUGUUGAAACUGGAGAACAACCGGAGCCAAGGCCAAAAAAAACUUUUGCCUGCCCUCAGUGUGGAAAGACUUUCAACUACAAACACAACCUUCAGGUUCACAUGAGAGUUCACACUGGAGAGAAGCCAUUCGUGUGUGAUUAUUGUGGAAAGAGUCUCAAAUACGAGAGAAACUUUCAAGAACACCGGCGAACUCAUACCGGAGAGAGACCCUAUUCAUGUGUUCACUGCGGAAAGAGUUUUGCUAACAGAAACACCUUUAAGAUCCACACCCGGAUCCACACUGGAGAGAAGCCUUUCGCAUGCUGUCUGUGUGAAAAGAGAUUCACACAAGCAAGAGCUCUCAAAUCGCAUCUGCUUUCUCACUCUGGAGAAAGACCGUUUCACUGCGAUCAGUGCGACAAAACCUUUCUUACAGCGCUAUCCCUGAGAAAGCACACGAAAGUCCACACGCGCGAGAAACCUCAUGUGUGUUUGUUGUGUGGAAAAGCUUUCACAGAGCUUGGAUCUUUAAUCGUGCACCAGAAAAGACACGAGGGUCUGAAGAAUCACAUAUGUGGUGAGUGUGGGAAGUCGUUUAUUACAAAUAGUGAACUGAAAGUGCACCAGAAAGUUCACUCUGGAGAAAAACCUUUCCAGUGUUCAUACUGCGACAAGAGAUUUAAUCAAUCCGGACAUCUGAAGACACACGAGAGGAUCCACACCGGAGAGAAACCGUAUCCCUGCACGGCAUGCGGGAAGAGCUUCAGUCAGUUUGCGUCUCUUCUCAGACAUAAAGGCACUAAUAUCUGCAAUAGUUUUGACAAAACCUGAUGAUUUGAAAAUCAUAAGUGGUGUCGGAAGUUAUGUAAAUAACUUCUAUCAACUGUAAGGUGCAAAGUGACCCAGUAAAUAUGCUAUUCCUCGAUUUCUCAAUUGGAAAGAGCAAAAAAUGAACAAAGUAAACUAGAAAUUCAUUUUGAUGAUCUCCUUGUCCAAAGGAUUCAAAAGGCCUCAAAGUAAAAA
Molecule: messenger RNA, 1098 nt
Organism: Carassius carassius (crucian carp)
Lineage: Eukaryota; Metazoa; Chordata; Actinopteri; Cypriniformes; Cyprinidae
Product: gastrula zinc finger protein xLCGF3.1-like
Exons: 1
Coding region: 40-906 (288 amino acids)
Biological process (GO): regulation of transcription by RNA polymerase II
Cellular component (GO): nucleus
Molecular function (GO): RNA polymerase II cis-regulatory region sequence-specific DNA binding; DNA-binding transcription factor activity, RNA polymerase II-specific
Source: RefSeq, a predicted model, not a curated record